This is a messenger RNA of Cyanistes caeruleus (blue tit), 4142 nucleotides long. RefSeq names its product leucine rich repeat transmembrane neuronal 1 (gene LRRTM1). The record is from RefSeq and is a predicted model, not a curated record. Lineage: Eukaryota; Metazoa; Chordata; Aves; Passeriformes; Paridae. Gene Ontology annotation, molecular function: protein binding.
CCCACCUGAAGACCAAAAAGCAAAUCUCAUCGUCAGAAUUAGAGAGAAAAAGCAAUCCAAAGAGACUGGUUUACAUAUUCCUUCCCAAACCAAGUAAUCGAGUCUCUCCCUCUCCCGGCUAAUAGCUUAUAAAUACAGACUUUAAACAAAAGCAUCCGAGUAAAAAAGAGAAAGAAUCCUAAUUCUCAAGCUUCCUACUUAGCACUGCCUCGCUUUUGAUGAUUUGUGCGGCUGUGUGUGCGUGCCUGUUUGAGAUAUGGCGAGAUAGGCUUAAAGUAUUUUCCAUUUCAUCAAAGAGCAUAUAUUACUUUCCUGGUUCGCUCCGAUGUUGGUUUUAUGCCCACCCCUUUUCAAUCUGCCCAUGUCUGAGAUGCACAGUGCAGGCGUACAAUCAUGAGCAGCUUACGACACUCAGUGAACACUGGGUGCCUCUGCAUGCUCUAGCAACAUACUGCUCAGCUGAAGGGAAGGGAUUCUUGCUGUCUCUCUCUGCUCUAAGCAUCACCUAACAAGCAAAGCGAACAAAGAAUGGGAAAUAAAGCGACCCUUAGCCGGUCAGUGAAUGAAUGGUAACCUCUCUCUGGAGUAAAGGUGGUGCCGGUCCAUGGUCGUUGCAAAUGAUGGACAUUAAACAGAUUGACAAAUCCUGUGGAGUCGUUAGUAAAGAGUUUGGAGUUUUUUUCACGCCACAGUGUUAACUGCAGAGGAAAGGACAGAGGGAGAAGGAGAAGAUCAAGCUCAUGUACAUAGUUCUGAAACUUGCAGGUCCUAGGAGGCAGCUCAAAAGCUAGCUGGACAAGCCUUUCGCUCGUUGAGCAGAAGCGAAGUGAGACAUUGUGAGCUUGCCAGCCUUGCACAACAUUGAAAGGGACUGAAUUUGUAGCACAGAGGGGUCUUUUUUAGCUCUGCAUAUAAUUAGUCCAAACACAAAGGAAGCAACUGAAUGGAGGUUGUCACUCUCUGGAAAAGGGUGGGUAAGACACUUUUUAAUUAAAUUCUUUCAUGAAGAAAGAUUUUUUUUUUUCUUUGCUGCAGCAUUUAACAUGAACAAAAUCACUAUCAUUUUACCUUUGAAUGUCUGUGAACUUUAAUGCUGCACAGCUCCUGCAUGCUGUAAAGUGAAAUAUUUGCCUCUGUGUUUGUUCUGUUUGCUGUUUUGCUUUGGUUUUCGGGCUUUGUCUCGUUGGUUUGCAUUUUUUUAUUUUUUUUUUCCUCCCUUAAAUAAAAUAUGAUGUAGAAUUUGAAAAGAUUCAAUGGACAUUCUCAAGCAUAUUUGGAAAUAUUCUUGCUAAUGGAUUUCCUUCUUAUUGGUCUCUGUUUAAACUGGCUGCUGAGGAAGCCCCCGGGGUUGAUAUUGUGUACGCUGGGUAUCUUUUCUAAAAUGCUUCCAGCUGUGAAUAGUGGGUGUCCACAGCUCUGUCGGUGUGAGGGCAGGCUUUUGUACUGUGAAUCACUGAAUCUCACAGAGAUGCCUCGCAACCUGUCGGGCAUGAUGGGCUUGUCUCUGCGGUACAACAGCCUUUCAGAGCUGCAUGAUGGACAGUUCACAGGGUUAAUGCAGCUCACGUGGCUCUAUCUGGAUCACAAUCACAUUUGCUCAGUGGAGGGGAAUGCCUUUCAAAAAUUGCGGCGAGUUAAAGAGCUCACCCUGAGUUCCAACAAAAUAACCCAACUGCCCAACACCACUUUCCGCCCCAUGCCAAACUUGCGCAGUGUGGAUUUAUCGUACAACAACCUACAGUCUUUGGAGCCUGACCUGUUCCACGGGCUGAGAAAACUGACAACUUUGCACAUGCGGUCGAACGCCAUCAAGUUCGUGCCAGUGAGAAUUUUUCAGGACUGUCGCAGCCUGAAGUUUCUAGACAUAGGAUACAAUCAGUUAAAGAGCCUGGCUCGAAACUCUUUUGCAGGCUUGUUCAAACUCACUGAGCUGCACCUCGAGCACAAUGACUUGGUGAAAGUGAAUUUAGCUCAUUUUCCCAGGCUCAUCUCCCUGCACUCCCUCUGCUUGCGGAGGAAUAAAGUCACCAUCGUAGUAAACACUUUGGACUGGAUAUGGCAACUCGAAAAGAUGGAUCUCUCUGGCAACGAAAUCGAAUACAUCGAACCUCACGUUUUCGAAAGUGUACCUCAUCUCAAAUCCCUGCAGCUGGACUCCAACCGGCUGACCUACAUCGACUCCCGAGUCCUCGACUCCUGGAAGUCCCUCACGAGCAUCAGCCUCUCCGCCAACGCCUGGGACUGCAGCCGGAACGUCUGCGCCCUGGCCUCCUGGCUGAGCAACUUCCAGGGUCGCUACGACAGCAACCUGCUCUGUGCCACCCCCGAGUACGCCCAGGGAGAGGAUGUUUUGGACGCCGUGUACGCCUUUCACUUGUGCGAGGACAACGCCGACCCCACGAGCGUCAACACCUUCUCCCCGGUGACCAACAACAGCGAGCAGACGCUCGGCUAUGGCUCGGCCACCGCCACCUACGACGCGCCCGAGGGCGACGAGGACCGGACCACGUACGCCGUCACCAUCACCAUGCCCGGCGAGAACUCCGAGAACGCCGUGCAGAUUCACAAGGUGGUGACGGGCACCAUGGCACUGAUUUUUUCCUUCCUCAUCGUGGUUUUGGUGUUGUAUGUCUCCUGGAAGUGCUUCCCAGCCGGCUUAAGGCAACUAAGACAGUGCUUUGUCACACAGCGCAGGAAGCAGAAGCAAAAACAGACCAUGCACCAAAUGGCUGCCAUGUCAGCCCAGGAGUAUUACGUUGAUUACAAACCCAACCACAUUGAGGGAGCCCUGGUGAUCAUUAAUGAGUACGGAUCUUGUUCCUGUCACCAGCAGCCAGCGAGGGAAUGCGAGGUGUGAUUUUCCUUUGGGAUUUAAACAGUGUGCAACCAAAUAACAGCGUGCAGGCAGACAGUGGCACGGGGUGGGGGGGUGGUGCUGGGCUUUGCUGGUGAUUUCUGACGUGCACCCCUGCCCAAAUUGUUUAAGAGGGGCUGUCCAAGAGACUUGAUAUUUUAGCUUUAUCGUGUCUUAAAAACCUUCAGGACAGCCAAUCUUAAGGUUUCAUAUGCUAAUACUCCCUUUGAAGAUCUGUCAAUAUUCAGGAAUCUGAGAGUGUAAAAAAAAGGUACCAAUUAUUGAUCUUUUGUAAACUAAGAAAACUUUAAAAUAAAAAAAAAAAAAAAUAGCAUUUACAGUUUUUACAGACUGGUGUAUAUUACAUGAAUGGCUCCCUGUAUACAAAAUGCAACAGUUUAACCUCUCUCUCUUCAUGCUGAGUGUUGAAAUGAAAAGUCGAGGAGCAAAGAAGCCAUGUAAAAUAGAAAGCUUAAAAUUGUCCAGGUGGCUUCCCAUUGUAAUUAGCACACAUUCACAUACAUCAUGCUGCUGAAGAUAUGAAGCAUGACACUGGAAUUCUAUUUUUGUUAAUGUGCUACCUGUAACUGGACGUCAGUACAACAAGGAGCAGAGCUCCUCAGAAAGGCUGAAGUUUUGACCAUGUCCCUAGGACAGGAUUUCUGAGGAUUUUUAAGUACAGCUCACUUGUUAGUUGCUGUUAGAUCCAUAAAAAAUGCAUUAUGACCCAUAAAAGUAUUUUGUAUCAAAACUGAUCAUGUUGCAAAGACUCACUAAAAGAAAACAACCAACAAAACCCAAACAAGUGAAACACUGCCAAAAUGUGCUCAUCAGAAUUUUCUUUACUGUAAAAAAAUUUGCUAAAUUUAAGGGCUUUUAUAUGCAUUUCCCACUUUUAUGCUUGUUUUGAGCUAUGCCAACAGCAAAGAGCCCCUCGUUUUGUGCCCUGUGGUGCCAUGGUGAAUGGAUAAGAGAAAAAACAAUUAUUUGGGUCUAAGUGGUGAAGCUCAAGAGCAAAACCACUGUCAGGGUAGGACAGAGAGUUUUCAGAGCACCCUUCUGGGUCCUGUAGCAAAGUGCUGGCCAAGCCCAGCUCGUGUUCCUCCCUUCCACCACCGGCCUUCACUAACAAACAACCCCAAAACCUCUGCAGAGGCUGGAGGCAGAUGUACCCUCCUUACUAAGGACUGAAAAAUGGCAUUGAUGGAUAUAAGCAGUGAUUUCAUGAUGUAGAAUCCCACAGCUGUUUUAUCUGACUGCCCUUAAAUAAAGGCUUCCUUUCCUUGUA